CACCAUCGAUCGUGGACAUUGCUCCUUUUUAAACGAGCCGCAAGCCACCGCGACCAGCCCGAGUCUUCAUCGUCUCUCGACUCCCCCCUCCUUCAGCAGCCAGCACUUGACGACGAGACGAGACCUAGGGGAGCCGCGAGACAGGCGGUCCGAAGCGAGAACAAACCCGCGCCCACCACGAGGUUCUGCCUUUUGAGGCCAACCAAACCUGGCCAACUGCCAUGGACCUGGUGGGAUCACUGUUGAUAAACAUGACCCGCUGGGUUGACCCUUCUGGGAUUGAAUUCUUCGGGUGGCUCAUCACAGUCGGUUCCUUUGGCCUGGCCGCGCUCAUCUACGGUCUCCUCAGGUUGCAGAGGGAGGCGUCGCUCUACUGGCUCAAGGCGGCCACCAGGGAGAAGAAGGCUGCGUCCAAGGCGCUACGGUGCCCCUGCUCAAGCCAUACCUGGACUGUGGACUGCUUCCGUGUUGGCCAACCUUCGACGUGCUGUGUGUGCCUGUCGUUGCUGGGCUCGCCUCAGGGUGUAGGCUCGAGGGCCCCUGAUGCUGAUGUUGUUUGCCGGUGCUCUGUGUGUGGAGUGGCGGCUCAUUGGUACUGCUUACAGGGCGCUGACAAGGACUGUAAGUGUGUCACGCAGGCUGGUGCUUCCACUUUGCUGCAUCACUGGUCGGAGAGGUGGGUGGAGAUGGACGAUAGCACGGAGAUAUCAACCUUCUGUUAUUACUGCGAUGAGCCCUGUGGUGUGCCAUUCCUUGGCGUCUCUCCUAUAUGGCGCUGUCUUUGGUGCCAGAGGCAGAUCCAUGUCGAUUGUCAUGCAAAGCUGUUGAAGGAGACGGGGAACACUUGUGAUCUUGGCCUGCUCAGUAGACUUAUUGUUCCACCUCUAUCGGUGAAACAAGUUGGUCAAGGUCCGGCAACCGGUGGAGUGUUCAACUCAAUCAAAGAAGGGUUUGUCACUUCUUCAGUUAGGGGUCGGAUUAGAAGGCCCCGCAGCAAGAAACGCAUGAAGAAUCAGUCUGGUGUUAAGACAAUUCCGAUUUCCGCAGACAGUUCAAUUCUCGACUCUGUUCUUGAAGGAUUUGCUAGACUGCAGAACCUGAAUGGAAAGUAUACUCUGGCAAACCCCAAGUUAUCUGGAAACACUCUCAAGCAAACACGUGGAUCUGACAUUACUAACGGAGAGGAAAAGAAGUAUGAGCUUGUAAAUUUGCCACAAGAUUCGAGGCCGCUGCUUGUUUUCAUCAACGGCAAGAGUGGGGGCCGUAAUGGGCCUUCUCUUAGAAGAAGACUGAACAUGCUGCUGAAUCCCAUACAGAUAUUCGAGCUAAGCGCUUCUCAGGGUCCUGAAGUUGGAUUGCAACUAUUCCAAAAUGUAAAACACUUCAGAAUUCUUGUUUGCGGUGGGGAUGGAACUGUGGCAUGGGUUCUUGAUGCCAUAGAGAAACAGAACUAUGAAUCCCCUCCCCCUGUUGCCAUUCUUCCGCUAGGAACAGGAAAUGACCUAUCACGUGUUACCCGCUGGGGUGGAGGUUUGUCUUCUGUUGAAGGACAAGGGGGAAUAUGUGCACUUUUAAAUGGCAUUGAUCACGCAGCAGUUACGGUUCUUGAUCGCUGGAAUGUAGCCAUCAAAGAGACGAAUGGGGCACAAGGUCAAUGCACCAAGCAAGUAAAAUUUAUGACUAAUUAUCUAGGUAUAGGAUGUGAUGCCAAGGUUGCAUAUGAUUUCCACACAACUAGGGAGGAAAGGCCAGAUAAAUUUAGCAGUCAGUUUGUGAACAAGCUGAUAUAUGCUAGAGAAGGCGCUAAGGAUAUGAUGGAUAGGUCAUGUUCCGAUUUACCAUGGCAUGUUAGCCUUGAAGUUGAUGGAAAGAACAUUGAAAUUCCAGAGGAUGCAGAAGGUGUGAUCAUUCUGAAUAUAGCUAGCUACAUGGGUGGUGUUGAUCUUUGGCAAAAUGACAAUAAUCAUGACGAUGAUUUCAGUUCACAAUCAAUGCAUGACAAAAUACUUGAGGUGGUCUGUAUAUCUGGGACAUGGCAUCUCGGCAAACUGCAGGUAGGACUAUCGAGAGCACAUCGGCUAGCCCAAGGAAGAGUUAUAAGAUUUCACCUGCACAGUUCAUUCCCUGUUCAGGUUGAUGGUGAACCAUGGAUCCAGCCACCUGGGUGCCUUGAGAUAUCUCACCGUGGACAGAUGUUCAUGUUGAGGAGGCCAUCUGAAGAGCCCACUGGGCAUGCUGCGGCAGUCAUGAGUGACGUCCUUGUGAAUGCAGAGUGCAAUGGUGUUAUUGACGCUGCUCAGAAGAGAUUGCUCCUCCACGAGAUAGCACUCCGUUUAUCCUCCUGACAGUCCAUACUGCCCUCUCCCCUCAGAAAUCUAACACUGUUGAUACCAAACCCUUUUGUGUUGAGAAGUCCCUUUUGCACAGAUGAAAAGGCAUGUGGUAGAUGUUGAUGUAUACAACGAGGGAAUGGAAGGUUUCCCACGCUUAUGGUUGACUGUACCUUUUUCUGAAUUUGGAUAGGUUGGUUGCUUCUUUGUUGGCUGGGGUGCCAGUUGAAGUGGCUAUCAAGGUGAGAAAGAAUCCCAGAGAAUUUUGUAGAGACCUUAGGGCACCCUAAUUGCAUGUACUGCUUUUGUAAGUGUCUUCAACAACAAGGCAUAGCUUUGCAGCUAGCGUCUAAAAUUUUGUGUUGUUGUAUUGAAGAAGCUCAUGGUGGUAUUCCUGCUGAUUA
This is a messenger RNA of Hordeum vulgare subsp. vulgare (domesticated barley), 2734 nucleotides long. RefSeq names its product diacylglycerol kinase 2. Bases 222 to 2345 code for a protein of 707 amino acids. The transcript is spliced from 8 exons. The record is from RefSeq and is a predicted model, not a curated record. Lineage: Eukaryota; Viridiplantae; Streptophyta; Magnoliopsida; Poales; Poaceae. Gene Ontology annotation, molecular function: ATP-dependent diacylglycerol kinase activity.